Messenger RNA from Pangasianodon hypophthalmus (striped catfish), 2844 nucleotides. RefSeq names its product zinc finger protein 367 (gene znf367). Lineage: Eukaryota; Metazoa; Chordata; Actinopteri; Siluriformes; Pangasiidae. Gene Ontology annotation, cellular component: nucleus. Gene Ontology annotation, molecular function: RNA polymerase II cis-regulatory region sequence-specific DNA binding; DNA-binding transcription factor activity, RNA polymerase II-specific. Gene Ontology annotation, biological process: central nervous system development; regulation of transcription by RNA polymerase II. The transcript is spliced from 5 exons. The record is from RefSeq and is a predicted model, not a curated record. Bases 457 to 1398 code for a protein of 313 amino acids.
UGUCAUUGGCUGCGGCGCACGUCGUUGACGGUUUUCCGCCGGUCUCAUUGGUGCUUUCUCUUGUUUUCAGGGAGCGGUCUUUUAUAUUCUCACAUCUGAUUGGCUUGGUCCGCUCAGGCGCGAUUUCUGACGCGGGAAAAAGUGUAAUAGGGUCGGCUAACUGGAACAAGUACCACCGUGAGUUUAGCGGAAAGUACCUAGUUUUACCGACGCAGGCGUAGAGAAAUUAUUAAUCUGUUACGCGUCUUUUAUGGAAAUGAAUAUCUUAUUGCAGAAACGACCCGUAUAGUUGACUCGAUACUUCAGAUAAAUUGACUCGACUGCAUAUAGGACUGUGGGGUUUUCCUGGCACUGGAUACUUUUAUACUUUUAUAUGACACUUACUUUGAUAUCCGCAAGGAUUUCAUCCAAUAUUUUAUAAAGGGCGUUUUGAAAUUUUGAUAUAUUUUCUCCACGAUGACAGACGCCAAGCACCCUCAAGUCAUUUUUUGCAACGAUUCUCCUAAAAGAGUGCUGGUUUCUGUGAUCAAGACAACUCCAAUCAAGCCGAAGGCUAUGGACUCGGUGAUGCCUACUAGUCCCGGUUUUAGUGAUUUUAUGGUUUAUCCGUGGCGAUGGGGAGAAAAUGCGCACAAUGUAACGCUGAGUCCCGGAUCAGGCAACGGAGCCGCUUCUCCCCCGAGAAACAGCGCUGCCUCCGAGCCCGACAUCGCGUCCUGCACAGACCACCUGAAGGAUGGGAUCCGUCGUGGCCGCCCACGUGCCGAGACCGUGCGUGAGCUCAUCAGUGAGGGCGAGAACUCCACUAGCCGCAUCCGCUGCAACGUCUGCAACCGUGUUUUCCCCCGAGAGAAAUCACUGCAGGCACACAAACGCACACACACAGGAGAGAGGCCGUACCUGUGUGAUUAUCCAGACUGUGGGAAGGCCUUCGUCCAGAGCGGCCAGCUGAAAACCCACCAGCGACUCCACACCGGGGAAAAGCCUUUUGUUUGCUCAGAGAAAGGCUGUGGUAGCCGUUUCACUCAUGCUAACCGACACUGCCCUAAGCACCCAUAUGCCAGGCUGAAGAGAGAGGAGCCCAGUGGUGAGCCUGGAAAAUCACAAGGGGCUGACAACAAGGCUGUGGCUGAAUGGUUAACAAAGUACUGGCAGACGCGUGAGCAGCGAACCCCGGUGCCGAGUAAAGGAAAAACCCUGAACAAGGCGACAGUGGAGGAUCAGGAGCAGCAGGACCCCAUGGACUUCCUGCCCUCUGAUGAAGGUGAAGAGGAAGAGCAGGAUGAGGGAAAGAACAAUGCAGGAGGAGUAGCCGCUCGGCGACGCCUCCAGGAGCAGAGAGAGCGGCUCCAUGGAGCACUGGCUCUUAUUGAGCUAGCCAACAACCUGUCUCCAUAAACUAAACCCUGGGGUUGCAUAUUGCUGCGUAAAUUCUAGCUUGCGUCCAAACAUGACAAGCAAAAUGUCUAAAUUUUUUUUAUCUAAAUUUAGGUAUUUGGUCAAUAAUUGACAUGGCAAAGCGAGUUUGCCACAUUUGCAACCCUAGGAUUUAUGGCCUGUGGGGGCCGACAUAAGCUAAAAAGCACCUUAUUUUUGCUUACAGUUUUAACCUUAGGCUGCUACUAUGGUAGAUUUGUUUAUAUGAAGAAUGUUUUACUUUUUUCAGCUUAUCAAAGAGAGAGACUUUCAUUUUCGUGUUUUGUUUGGAUUUUGUCAUGCACUUUUUGAGGUAACGAGUUUUUCUCUUUCAGUUGCGUGUUGUAUUGAGCAUGUUUAUAUCAUGUACAUAGAUGGACUUAGGUGUGUGUGUGUGGUUGUGAUUUGGAGUGCAUUAAGAUGCUGCACUUGUCAUUUGGUGUGGGAAUAAGCAGAUCAGUCAAAAGAAACCAGCAUGGGCUUUGUGAGAGGAGAGGCUGCACUCUCUGAUAAGCUGCACCUGAGUUAACACAGUAGAGCAAUUUCUUACACAUAUUCAGUCCACAGUUUUGUCAUAUGUAUGUUAUACUACGCCUGAGGUUUAGACAGCGCAGUAACAAUAACUAACACAAGCUUGGUGAAACUAUAGAAAGCUCCAUAUACUUUCCAACAUGCAAGAAUAUAUUAGCUUAUAGCAGCCAGUGUUUUAUGGUCACAUGUCAUAUUAAAGGAAAUUCACAUUAUUUAGUGUUACUUCUACAUAAAGCAGUUUGGCAGUGGGAUCAUCGUUAAUGGUUAUGUCAGCUUUCAAAGUGUGACUGGAGAAAGAUUUUCCACUUAAAAUCAACAGACAGCACUUGUUUUGGCAACGAGAAGAGUUUUUUUUUUUCCUGUGCUGAUGAUGGCAUAUUUGCAGUUUAACACUACAUUAGGUUGUUUUUUUUCCCUCUCCAAAACCUUUGCCAUCAUUUUUUUUCCAUUGUAACACCUCCAAACACUGAUAAAAUUGGACGGUCAGUACGGUGAAGUUUGGUUGAAUUACAUGAACUCCAAAGCCUAAUCCGGUGAAAAUAUACAAAACUGGAAAAUACCUUUACUCUUGAACAUCUAAAACGAAAACAGAUUAUAUAAUGUACACCUAAUUUUUGUAUUGUGUUCUUAUAUGUGUAUAUAAAUGAAUAAUAUAUUCCACAAAGUCAUUUGGAAACAUGCACAAGUUCUAAGUUAAAUUCUCAGAAGCAUCUUUUGUAAGAAAAAAAAUUUUGUGUGUGCGUGACACCAGAAUGUAAAUCAAGUUGUUCAGUCUGUAACAUGGAAAAGUUUGAUGUUUGAAAAAGGACAUUGUAAAUGUACAAAGCAGGCAGUUUCUUGGAUUAUCCUGGUUAGUACUGCUGGUUUUCAAUAAACACCAUAAAUGACUGACAAUAA